This is a messenger RNA of Mitosporidium daphniae, 543 nucleotides long. RefSeq lists its product as uncharacterized. Bases 1 to 543 code for a protein of 180 amino acids. Gene Ontology annotation, biological process: thiamine pyrophosphate transmembrane transport. Gene Ontology annotation, molecular function: thiamine transmembrane transporter activity. The transcript has 2 exons. The record is from RefSeq and is a predicted model, not a curated record. Gene Ontology annotation, cellular component: mitochondrial inner membrane. NCBI's taxonomy places the organism in Eukaryota, Fungi, Microsporidia.
AUGUCUUCUUCGAAAUCUCUCCUGUCCGUGUCCUCAGCUGCCUCCCUCCUCUCUGAUGGCCGCUCGAAAAAGGACUCCAAUAACCCGAUCAACCAACUCAUCGCCUUCUACAAGGACAGCGUACGAUUUAUCAACAGAUGCCACAAACCUGAUGAAAAGGGUUCCGAUCAUGACACCUUUUCUAGCGGAUGUAUUUCGGGUCUUUUAUCGACUUUUGCUACCUAUCCCAUGGAUCUUCUCCGGACCAGACUCGUUAUUUUGAAGCACCAAAGGAAAAUUUUGAUUCCCGAAUUGAUAGGCCUUGCUAGAGAAGGUUUCGGCUCCUUUUAUAGGGGGCUUUUCCCGUCUUUGCUUUCAGUAAUGCCGCAAAGUGGACUAAACUUUGCAAUCUUUACGACCAUUUCCCAAUUUCGGGAAGGCAAUGAUUCUUUUGUUGCAGGCCUUCUAGCCGGAGGUCUUUCCAAGCUUGCCGUCCUUCCUUUGGAUCAUGUAAAAAGAAGAUGUCAAGUCAGCUCAUCAUCAAGUCUCAUUUUAGGUUUAUAA